GGUGGUAGUGAGGAUAAGGGAUUUGAAGAGAGAGGAGAAAGAGUGAAAUAGUCAUCUAGAAGAUUAGGAAAAUAAAUGGACUAAGGAAAUGUGUAAUUUCCAGGCAGUAUACUUGACAUUCAUGAAUUUAAAGUGAGACUAGUCAGCAUGGCUGUGUUUUCCUCUGGCUUUGUAUUUUUCCAGCUGUGUUCAGCUUUGUGGGUACAGGGGCAGAGCAGACAGCAUCAGAUUUAAUCAGGGCUAGAAGUUUAGAGUCAUGAUAUUACAAAUAAUGAGGGGGAAAGGUAGGAAGUGGUUGAAGAUUUGGAUGCUUGAUAUUAAAAUUCUGGAGGUUUUGUCUUGACAUUUGGUGAUGUCAAGUUUUAGAGUAUGACCAUGGGAAUGAGUGGCUAAGGUAGUGUAGGGGUUUGGGUAGGGGAGAAAUGGGAGAUAUGGUCAGAAAAGAGGACAAGUUUCUGUAGGAAUGAAAGACUGGGCAAUUAGGGAAGUCCUGGGGAUGGGAGUCCUUGUUUUCUUGUGGUGUCUAAUAAAAAAAGGUCAUAAAAAGAUUGUUCUGCAUGGUCUCAAGGCAGAUGGUAAUGAUGUGACUAUGGUUGUUGCGGAGAUUGAAGUUUUAUAGGGUCUUGCCAGGUGCAUGCCAAAUUUGGGAUUCCACUCAUCAUUUUAGCUAUUUGGGAAAUAUGGAUGUAACAAAGGGCAGGAGAGAAUUUUACCUGGAGUUCUGGGGCUUAUCCUUCAUUUCUGCUGAUGGAAGUGUGGAGGCUUCCAGACAAGCUGCGGGGAUUCCGGGGAUUACGCCAACUGAAGAAACAGACGGUAAUCUUCCAGAUAUUGUCAACAGUGGAAGUUUGCACGAGUUCCUGGUUAAUUUGCAUGAGAGAUACGGGUCCGUGGUCUCUUUCUGGUUUGGCAGGCACCUUGUGGUUAGUUUGGGGACCGUUGAUGUACUGAAGCAGCAUAUCAACCCCAAUAAGACAUCGGACCCUUUUGAAACUAUGUUAAAGUCAUUAUUGAGGUAUCAGGCUGGUAGUGGGGGUGCAAGUGAAAACCACAUGAGGAAAAAAUUAUAUGAAAAUGGUGUGACUAAUUCUCUGCAGAGUAAUUUUGCUGUCUUGCUAAAGCUUUCAGAAGAAUUAUUAGCUAAAUGGCUCUCCUAUCCAGAGUCCCAGCAUGUUCCCCUCUGCCAGCAUAUGCUUGGUUUUGCUAUGAAGUCUGUUACACAGAUGGUAAUGGGUAGUACCUUUGAAGAUGACCAGGAAGUCAUUCGCUUCCAGAAGAAUCAUGGCACGGUUUGGUCUGAGAUUGGAAAAGGCUUUCUAGAUGGGUCGCUUGAUAAAAGUACAACUCGGAAAAAACAAUAUGAAGAUGCCCUUAUGCAACUGGAAUCUAUUUUAAAGAAAAUCAUAAAAGAACGAAAAGGGAGGAACUUCAGUCAGCAUAUUUUCAUUGACUCCUUAGUACAGGGGAACCUUAAUGACCAGCAGAUCCUAGAAGACAGUAUGAUAUUUUCUCUGGCUGGUUGCAUAAUAACUGCAAAUUUAUGCACGUGGGCAAUCUGUUUUUUAACCACCUCUGAAGAAGUUCAGAAAAAAUUAUAUGAAGAGUUAGACGAGGUUUUUGGGAAGAGUCCUAUUACUCCAGAGAAAAUUGAGCAGCUCAGAUACUGUCGUCAAGUGCUUUGUGAAACUGUUCGGACUGCCAAACUGACACCAAUAUCUGCCCGUCUUCAAGAUAUUGAAGGAAAAGUUGACCAAUUUAUUAUUCCUAGAGAGACCCUUGUCCUUUAUGCCCUUGGUGUGGUACUUCAGGAUCCCAGUACUUGGCCAUCACCACAUAAGUUUGAUCCAGACCGGUUUGAUGAUGAAUCGGUAAUGAAAACAUUCUCUUUGCUUGGAUUCUCAGGCACACAGGAAUGCCCAGAAUUGAGGUUUGCAUAUAUGGUGACUACAGUACUUCUGAGUGUAUUGUUAAGGAGACUGCACCUACAUUCUGUGGAGGGACAAGUUAUUGAAACAAAGUAUGAACUGGUAACAACGUCAAGGGAAGAAGCUUGGAUCACUGUCUCAAAGAGAUAUUAAAAUCUUAUACAUUUAACCUUGUUACAUGGACUGAGGAAACUAACCAUUUAGAAGAUCUUCCAGUGAAUCCUUUUAUAAGUCAAGUAUUAUUUUGCAGUAUAAACGACUAUUAGUAUUUUAUUAUGUAAAUUUGUAUUUGUACAUGUCAGAUUUUCUUAAAGCAGUAUAUACAUCUAUACUUAUUGCACCAAUAUAUUGAUAAUUUUAAUGGGACACUGUAGCUUUCUGCUUUUGAAUUUUGUUUCUUUUUACUUCUUAUGCCAUUAUUUUUGUAUUCUUUUUCUUAGUUUGAUCUCUAAAAUUAAUAUUCUUGAAAAAAAAUUAUAAGAAGUUUUGGAAUCAUGUCUUCUGAAUAUUCAUAAAAUAGAAACAGUCGUAAAUCCUUUUCAUACUUACAAUAAAUCAACUUAAAGGGAAAGAAAAAAGACUUCCCAUAAUUUCUAUUUCUUGGAUUAAAUAUUUUUAUUUUCUGGCUAUUCUGGCUAUAAAUUAGUUUGUGUUUUAAUCAUUUCUAUUCAUUUUGAAUAAUUUAUUGAGAAUUCUACCUUAUAUUUGCUUUUUUUGCCUGCCCAGACAACAGUAUUCGUUUUCAUUUCAUGACUUGCACUGUUCAUUUUGUACAGUUCUGAAUCACUUGGAAAAUAAUAGCUGUUUCUAAAUGUUUAGAAGUGCCGCUCCUAAAUGACAAACUAGGAUUGAUGCUUGUUCUUCCAUUUUGCUGGAAACUUUAGCAGCACCAUAUUACUCAACUAAUUCUCAUUUGUAGGGAAAGGGAAUUCCUAAAUUUGUUAUUUAUUAUGUCAUGUGUUAAAUAUAAUGAACAUGUGAUUGAGAAAUGAGGGAGCACUAACCAAAAACAAAAAUAAAUGAAAAAGAAAAUAGAGAUGGAUGAAAAUAUUUGCAAAAUAUAUGACAGAGAGGAAUAAUAUCCACAUUGCAUAAAGAGCUCAUACAAACUGAGAAAACAUCCAACAGAUACAUACAUAGCUAAAGACAUGAACAGACAGCUUUUACAGGCGGAAACAACUAAUAAAUUUUAGAAAAAUGUUCAUUCUCACUUGUAAGUAAAGAAAUAUGAGAGCUACUUCAAGAAUAUUUUAAGUAGUACAAAUAAGCAGUGGUAAAUUUUAUAUUUAAUACUUUAUUGAUAUUAUUAUACCUUGGUCUAGUUUUUUGAUCACACUGUGAAGAAUUUUUUUUUUUAAAUAUAUUUUUGUUUAAGACAACAACUGAAGGACGUAUGCCAAGUGCAGAUAGAAAGGAAAGGAAGUAGAAUGAUAAUUGCUUGCAAGUUAGUUUAUUUUUAACACUGCUGAAUUUCAUUUGUAGUUUCAACAAUGUACUCGAGUUAUUAAUUGAAUUAUUUUAUGUUGUGUUUAUGGCUAAAUAGCUAACACUUUAGGCCUAGUUCUGACUAGUCAACAUAGAAUUUGAUUAGAUGCAGUGGUCAUUUCUGGAAAAAAAAUUAAUUUCUGGAAUAAUUUAAUUUCCAAAGCUUUAAGUGAAAUCUAUUCUUAGUUACUAUCACCAUGUUGUUUCUAACAUGGCACAUUCAUCAGUUUAUCUUCCUCUCACCUAUCAUUUUCUAUGGUUUUGUGUAUAUAGAACAUCUUCCUUUGUUAUACAAGCACCAUAAGUGGGUUGGAAAUUGGCAGUGGAAGGUUAGAGUAGGCAAUUUCUAGGUAAAACAAGUGCCAGUGAGAUCAGAUGAAAUGAGAGAAGUGGAAUUUGAAAGCGAGGGAGAGCUGAUGAGCCAUGAUCAAGGCAAAAACAAGGCAGCUGAGCCAGAAUCCAGGCGUUCGCAUAAUUGCCAAUAAAUGUGGCAGUGUAUAAUUACUAAUAAAGACCAGAGUCAAGGAAAAUAGGGCAUAGAGGAAUCAGCUAAAUAAGCAUAUUUUACCCAUAGUUACACUACUAGCUUAAAGCAUUAAAAACAAAUCAUAUUCUAGAGAAUUUUGUCAGAAGUACUGUUAUGAACAAAAUAAGUUACCAUUCACUGUUCUAUUUAUCUAAUGACUGAAAAGUAGCCUCACUGUCACUGAUGGCUCAUAGCGUGACUCAGGUGGGUUUUUAAUUGAUAUUGAAGUGAAUAAGUUUUAUAGCUUUUUAAAAAUUGAUUUCUUCACUGAUUUUGAUCUGCAUUCUUUUUAAUAGUUCAGAAAUUUAUUGUUAAAAACAGCAGCACAGAGCAUUUUUAUGGAAUGAAAGGGCUCUCUUAUACUUUGUUCUAAUCAAAUUUAAGGCAGAAUUAAUUCUGUAUGAGUUUGGGAAAAAUGAAAAAUUCAUAUGCUGUUUAUUUGGCACACAACUGUGCAGUUCUAUCAUGUUAUAUAAAUAGAUUCUAUCAUUUACAGACUCAAAAUUUAUUCUUUAUCUUAAAGUAGUUCUUUUUUAAAAACAAAACUCUACUUUUUUAUUAUGAAAAUAAGAUUUGUUGUAGAAAAUCAUAGAGAUUUAUUGUAGAAAAUCUAGAGAACACAAAAAUGGCAAACUCAGUCACCUACAGUCUCACUAGUUGAGAGUAGAUCUUUCUACUCUUUUCUUCACAUAUAUAAUUUUUUUACAGACAUUAUACAUAAUUUUUUUUCUUUAAUAUAUCAUGAACCAAUAGUCUUUUCUACAAAUGGAACAUUAAUAUUCUUCUCACACAGAAUAUAAGCAUAGAUUUUUGUCAUUCUUUUUCUCUCCUUCUUUCCCUUCUCAGAUAUUCUUGUUAUUCUUUUCAACUUUAAAAUCGGCUUCUCCAUCCAUUCUGCUGAAACAGUUACAUAUUUGUACAUCUAAGUCGACAACAACAGGUUUGGGGUUUUUUUUGGUUUUAAAUUGCCAAAGCCAUACAACAAUUUAGGCAUUACAGUGAGCAUUUAAAAAUGAAAUUAUUUCACUAUUUUAAGAAAAAUCUUCUUUUUUCUUAGUCUUUUUCUUCAAAUUGAGAUGUAGUUUUGACUCUUAAGAAUCUCUGUUGUUGAAAAUUUCUAGUGGUGGUGUUUGUGGACUCUGGGGCAAACAAAUUAAGAUUCUUUCCUGAAGCCAUCUUUUUUUAUUCCCCCAAUCCAUAAAAAGCACUGUUAACCUAUAAAAUGUACUUUUUUCACGUGGUUAUCAGAUUGGAAAUUGCUUAAAAAGCCCAAUUCUACUGAGUGUGUAAAGCUGAGGACAUGACCAGUACCAUCAAGGAGUAGUUUAGUAGCUGCAAAAAGAUAGCCAGGAGAGGAAUGGACACCAUUUUCAAGGGCAGAUUUUUUAAAUGUCAACAAAUUGAUACUAGUGACCUCAUUUUUCUUCUUAGCUAGUGCUAUGCCUGUUUUCUAAGUAACCAAAGACCAAUGAUUAAGGUAGGAGAGGAGCUGGGAGGAAGAUAAUGAUAACAAAGCAAUCACUGUUAAACUACAGAAGUCAGGAAAUCAGCACAGCCAAAAAGACUUAGUACAAGUGGCUUUGAGCUGUUUUCAGUGACCUACAGGGAUAAAAAACAGUGAGAAUGAAACUCGCAGUAAUAGUUAAACUGAAAGUAGAACAAGGGACUGUUACAUAUCUAUCUCAUUUAGUCCUCGGAGCGUAACAGAAGGCCCAGUAACAAACUAAAAUAGUUUUUCAUUCCUGCUAGAAGAAAUAUUGUAAAUGAAGAUAGGCAAAUACUAGAUAGAACAGUAAAAGAUCUGAACUAUAAUAAAUUAUGUUAAGUCUUCAGUGAGGUCUGUUGUGGUACUUUGUUCUUAUUUAAGGGAGAAUCAAACAGUUGCAAAUGGUUUACUGAUGGGAUCAUAUAUUUUUAAAAAAUGCAAAAAACAAAAAACCUCUCAAUAUCAAGAAUAAAAAGAUUGCCUAAACAGAACCUUAAGAGCAGUAAUAUCCAGCCUCAUUAAUUGGCAUCAAGAUGUGCUUUCCAUAGGGAUAAUAUGCCACAGAUUAUGAAAAAUAUUGCAUCUUGAGUUCUUUGAAGACAUCUUUCACAUCCCUUGUUCCAUCUUUGACUUUUUGAGCUCAUAGUUGAUGGCUAAGUCCACAUACAUUUCUAAGGAGGCUGUACUGUAUUUAUUUUAUCUUUUGUCCCAACAUAAAAAAAUGUUUUAAAUAAGUCAAAUAACAUGAGGUUUCAUGUUAUUCUUCCCAUUCCCUUGACCAAAACUACCACAUGAAAUAGUUUAAACCUAAAAAUAAAUUACUCAGUAAUAAAAUGACAACUUGAUAAAAGUCAAAAGAUUUGAGCAGACAACUCAUAAAGAAAUAUAUAUGAAUGGCUAAUAACACAUGUGAAAAGUAAUUGACUACACAAAUCAUCAGGGAAUACAAAUACCAAUCAAAAUGGCUACAGUGAAAAAGACACAAUAUCUAAUGUUGAUGAGGAUAUGGAGCAACCAGAACUCUCAUGUAUUGGUGGGAGUGUAAAAUGGUGCAACCACUUUGGAAAAAUGCCUUACAAUUUCUUACAAACCAACUAUGUACAACCGUUUUUUCCUAUUUCCACAUGCAUAUAUAUUUUUACUUACUGCGAUCAUAAUACGGUUUACUUUUCACUUAAUGAAUUUUUAACAUUUUUCUUCGUUCAUUUUUAUAAGGGCUUCAGGGAAUAUUUUGAAUGUAAACCAAUUUUCAUGCUUGAUUUAUAGAAUUUUAUGACAGCGAAUGAAUAAUUGUAAAAUUUGAGUUGACUAUCCAGGCAAUAAACCAGAAAAUGACAUUCCUUCUCCCAGUUUCACUCCUCAUUUAAUCAUUGUUUACAG
This is a messenger RNA of Trichechus manatus latirostris (Florida manatee), 6802 nucleotides long. RefSeq names its product cytochrome P450 20A1. The transcript has 13 exons. NCBI's taxonomy places the organism in Eukaryota, Metazoa, Chordata, Mammalia, Sirenia, Trichechidae. The record is from RefSeq and is a predicted model, not a curated record. The coding region runs from base 681 to 2078 and encodes 465 amino acids. Gene Ontology annotation, molecular function: iron ion binding; heme binding; oxidoreductase activity, acting on paired donors, with incorporation or reduction of molecular oxygen. Gene Ontology annotation, cellular component: membrane.